CAAGCCAACCAUUUUGAACACAUUAAUGACACCUAGAAAUAGGAUAAAUUAAUGAAAAUAGUUUCUAUUCUUGUCUAUGAGGAAAGAAAUUAUUAGUCCAAUUUUAGUUUUAAUUUCCCUAAUUACUAGGUCCAAGAAUAUAUCCAUUUCUAAUUACUCAAUUCAUUGCCCUUAUUUGCAUCAAUCCAUUUAAGUUCAAUAUUCUAUUUUUUUCCUUUAGUCUAUUUUUGAGCCAUCAUUAGUAUUUGCACAAUUUAAUUUACUUUCUUUUCCAAAAAGUAGUUUAGAAAAUCAAUCAAAAGUUUUAAUUUGGAAAGCUUCCAAUAAUUUGCGAUAACCUGUGACUGGACUUGAAAUCAAGAAGCUCCUCCGCCAUUCCUCGAGAGACACGAUACUCGGGGAAAAACCGAAAGGUUAGACUCCGUUUUACUACAACGCCGCGAAAGCGGUUAUCAAAUGGCGCCGUUGCCGGGGAAUGGCACGAUGAUUUCUUGAUUUUGAUUUUAGCAUGGGCGAAUUCAAGUUAGGGAGACUUUCUUUUUCCUUUUUGUUCUGUUCUCAUGUGUUUGCUUGAGAUUUCCUCAUGGAUUACUCAAGUGAACGCUUUCAUUCUCAACCACCAUAUCACUAUCCAUACUAUGAACAACAAUGUUUUCAAAAUAAUCAAAAUGAAGGAUACUAUGGACAAGGUUAUGAGGAUAACAAUCAAUGGUGCGAAAAUCCACCUUUGGGAUAUGGAGAUUACCAAUUUCAAGAUAAUUAUUUCCACCAAGGGCAAGACUUUGAAGGUUGUGAUGAUUUCGCCUAUCAAGGUAAUUAUCAUGAUGAUUUUAAUUAUCAUGAAAAUUACCAUGAAAGGAUAGAAAAUCAUUACACCAGCACAAACGAGUACUCCUUCGAAAAUGACUCUGGAAUUUCAGCUUAUCCUCAACACGAGCUCGAAGAAUUAAAAUCAUCCUUACUCGAUUUUGUGGAAGACUUAAGAAAGACAAGGAUUGAACUAGCAUCUCAUGAUGAGAGUAUCAAGGAAUUGUUUGAAAAAAUCAUUUAUGACAAUGACCACAAAGUUCAACAGGAGACAUACGAGGAAGGUGCUAAAUCUAAGGAGGAGACUGCGGUAACCAUGGGCGAGAUGGUUGAAACUCUUCUCACCCCUAUUUCUUUUAAGCCUCUCAUUGCUACUGAGAGAGAGCCUAUCCUCGCAGAACUUAGUCCUGAAGAGCCCCAUAUGAAAGUGCCCAAUGAGGUUGAUGAAGAAAUCAUGGAUGAUGAGAUACUUUGUGAUGAGGAACCUACCUUAUCAUCUAUGGAUGACCUCUCACUUAAAGAGUCCCUGAAGAAUAGCCUUGAUGAAGAUUUCGAUCCUACACGAGCCCAAACGCUUGUUGAAGUAAUUGAUGAAACUUGUGAUAUGGAGGAAACAAUGUCCGAUGAUGCCUUCUUUGAUUCUCUACUUGAUCAUGAUGAGCAUAGUUGUGCUAGGCAAGGAUCUGUUUGCCUGGAUGAUAUUUGUGGAGGUAGUGAGUUAGGAAGUUGGGAUGCACUCUUAGAAAGUGACACAGAGUCAAAACCUUGUGAUUUUCAUGCUGAGGGCAUAAAUGAAGAAGAGAAAACCCAUCAAGAGGAGUAUGGAAUCUCUAUUCUAGCUACUAUUACCUUGAAGGCUUUCUAUGAGUGGUUGGAGACACCAGAGGCACCUGAUCUUGAAAUACUUGUUGAUUAUACUAAUGAGAGUCAUGCAGGAUAUGUGCUAAUUCCUUGUUCGAACGAUGUGUUCUUUGAAGAUUAUACCACAUUUUGGUGGUUACGAGAGUUCAAGGGUCUACGCCAUCUGACGGCAUACCUGGAGGAUAAGGUGGAGGCACUAAUGAUGAGUGCACCAUCACUGACAUGCAUAACUGAGAGUUCUCUCGCAAACGUCAAGCUAGUGACGUUAAAGAAGCGCUUCUUGGGAGGCAACCCAUGUUUUUCAUAACUUUGUUUGUUUGUUUUGUGUGUUUGCAGGUUGUGCUUCAAUAAAUUAAUUGUGAGUUGAACGCUUUGACCCGAUUUCGAAACAAAACUAACUAUGGAUGAUGUAAGGAAUUUUUUCCUUGUUUUCAUCGUUCCUCUUCACAAAAUCUUUUCAAAACUCAAGUGUGAGGAAAGAACAAAAAAAAUGCCUUUAUUUCUAAACUUUGUGCCUUAAAAAUGCCUUUAACGCCGUUGCCUUAAAAAGACCGUUGCGUUUUACACUCAAAAGCUAAAACCUUAUUUUAGAACAAUCUUUUUACUAUUUUUUAUAUGAAACAUUAAUUUCUCAAUUUGUUAUCAAUCACAUAAUAGCUUAGAUAAUCUCCCCUAUUAUAAGAAUUUACUUUUAUUAAUAUUUUUAGAAAACUUGAAUUUGUUAUGGGUUUUUGGUUGUGAAUGUAAAGGGCUGAAUUUGUUUUAAUUGGACAUUCAUUUUAUUCAUUAAAACAAAAUGCUAGUAUUAAUAAAACUCCAAAACUCAUUGUUAUAGGACAAUUCCAUCUCCGAAAAGGGGCUCUGCUUCAUUCGUUAAUCAUAGUCUGUGAGAAUGAAGUAUACAUUUACCAUGGGAUAACACCGCCAACAUGAGUAGAAAGGAGACAAAAAAAACAUGGUGAACAAGAUGUAUGUCCAAUUUAGAAUAAUGAAAACCUUGGGAUAAGGAAUUGAUUGGUGGUUUAACAUAAUCCCUAGUUUUUCUUUAGUAAUAAUAAUUUUAAAUUCUUAUAUUUUUGGGUGAUUUUUCUAAAAUGUUAAAAAAAUUGAGAAUAAAAUAAGAGGUUUUUGUUUGUACAUCUUUAAUAGCAACUCGAUUGUAAUAUAGUCAGGUUUUACCCUUCUGAGUGUGUUUCCAACCAAUUUGUCGCUUGAGGACAAGCAACGCUUAAGUGUGAGGAGAUUGAUAAGUCCAUUUUUGUACUUAUUUUUCUUAUCAAAAUUAAGCGAUUUUUGAUUGAAAAUAGAACGAAAAGGCAUUUUUUAGAUAUUGUGGUUCAAUUUUCAUGAAAUCAGGUAAAAAUCACAUUCAUAACAUGUUUUGCGAAAUUUCGGGUCAAUUACAUGAAGAAAGUGGCACUUUUUGCCAACAAAUGAAUUGCUACGGAAGUUUGCAAGAUAUAUUGACCAAUUGUUCAAUGAAAAGAGUCCAAGUGAUGAACAAAUCAUGCAAGGAAGUUCAAAACCACGAAGGAGUCACAUAUAUGGCUACUUUUGAUGAAAAUGGACGAUGCAUAGAGACACAUGUUCGUGUUGUAAUCAUAACUUUGCGCAUAAUUGUCCAACGUUCGUGAUACGAGUUUCAUUACAUUGAUAUCUUCCUGAUCUACAACUCUUAUGAAGAACACAGAGCCAAAUAACCACCUUAGAGUGGACAUAUUGCUCAAAGAAGUCAGACAUUUGCAGUUGCGAUGGAAAGUGACAUGUGGUCACCGUUUUGACCAUAUCUCAUAAACUACAAAUCCAAUGAAUGCGAUUCAAAUUCCAGUAGUUAGCCAAGAAAGAGAGCUACAACUUUGGUAAAGACAACUUUUCAAUUUGACGUAAGGAGGUCGAGCAGGCGGCCGCCUUUCUGGGCGCCUACGAGUUUUUGACAGUUUCAGCACUUAACACUUUGCAUGGCGACAAAAUGAUGGAAGGCUGCCGACGGGGGCCGGAGGGCGGCCGCCCUCUGUGGCCGCCUGCGGCGGGAUGUGAUUUACGAGCUGCCGGUAGCUGAGACAAGACGGGAGGCGGCCAAGGAGGGCGGCCGCCUACCGUGGACGCCUGCGGCAGAAUCGACCCAUGCACGAAGCUUUGUCGGAGAAGUGACCGAAGGCUGCCGGCCAUGGCCGGAGGGCGGCCGCCUUCUUGGCCGCCUUCCAAAAAUCUUCGGCUAUAAAAGCCCUCUUCCAUCCCCAACUCAAAACCACCAAUUUCAAGCCCAAAUCAGAUCAAAAAGGGCGUCUUCUUCCUCCUCAAAGCUCGGAUUUUCACCAUUGUUGCACCUUCAACUUCAAUCUUUCAUAUCUUUCUCAUUUUAGCUCCAAAUUGUGAGUUCUUUAUAUGUAUUUUCAUCCUUUCAAUGAGUAGAAUCUGAAUCUGUACUUAUUUUUUUCUAUCUGUGCUUCUAAAAUUUCCAGAAAAUUAUUC
Messenger RNA from Cuscuta epithymum, 4140 nucleotides. The record is from the annotation of a GenBank genome assembly. NCBI's taxonomy places the organism in Eukaryota, Viridiplantae, Streptophyta, Magnoliopsida, Solanales, Convolvulaceae.